This is a messenger RNA of Labrus bergylta (ballan wrasse), 2186 nucleotides long. RefSeq names its product heparan sulfate (glucosamine) 3-O-sulfotransferase 2 (gene hs3st2). The record is from RefSeq and is a predicted model, not a curated record. Gene Ontology annotation, molecular function: [heparan sulfate]-glucosamine 3-sulfotransferase activity. Lineage: Eukaryota; Metazoa; Chordata; Actinopteri; Labriformes; Labridae.
CAUAGGGCUUUAUUUGGAGGAUGAAGAUGUGCGCACAAUUCCUCUGGGACUCGUUGUAGGAGAGUGGCAUCAGUAAUUGAUCCGGAUUAUUGACUUCUAACUACUUAACAGCAACUUGUUUAUAUACUUGCCCGUUUAUUUUCUUGGAAGCUGCUGAAAUCAUAUUCUGCUCCAAGUUUCUCGCACCUUUAGACAGCCUAUGAAAAGAAAUAACGGGACUUACGCGCAGCUGAUGCCUCCAUGGACGCCCCCCCUACCCUCAUAUGCCAGUGUGUCUGACUUUACAACCUUAUUUGUUGCCACACUCCAGCUGCAGACCAACAGAGGAGGGAGACUCCGAUGGAAAAUCAUGCAGCGCGUUGAACCCAUGGAGACAUGGCACAUAGGUUCCUCUCAACAACGAACAGAUUUAGAGCCAGAUUCGCCUUCAUAUUCACUGUGUCACUGUCCUGCUCCUAUGUAUGUUAUAGUAUUCUUUUCUGUCGCGGCACAAUCAUGACAAAUCAGGGUUACGAGGGGAAACGAUGCCCGCCGAGCAAGAACGCAGGAGGGAAGAAACUUCUGGGGAAAUUGGACAAUUGCGCUUCGCUGGAAGUCAGGUCCGCUCUGGAUGCGUCGGCUGCCCAGCGAGGAUCGAACAAAUCUCCUGACUCAUCAGGAAGUCACUGGGCUGACAUGAAGUUAAGAAACACGAGUGUGGCGCAGAAAUAUGGGAAUAAGAAGCUGCCUAAUGCGUUAAUAGUCGGUGUGAAGAAAGGAGGCACCCGAGCGGUGCUGGAGUUCAUCCGGAUACAUCCAGAUGUGCGCGCGCUCGGAACAGAGCCGCACUUUUUCGACAGGAACUACGACAGAGGGCUCGACUGGUACAGGGGGCUGAUGCCACGAACACUCGACAGCCAGAUCACUUUAGAGAAGACUCCCAGCUACUUUGUCACCAGGGAGGCGCCCAGACGCAUCGCCACCAUGUCCCAUGAGACCAAGCUGAUUGUUGUGGUGCGUAACCCAGUCACGAGAGCGAUCUCCGACUACACACAGACUCUCUCCAAAAAGCCUGACAUUCCCACGUUUGAAGAACUGGCCUUUAAGAACAGAAGUCUCGGUCUUGUUGACUCGUCCUGGAACGCCAUUCGAAUAGGAAUGUAUAUCCUGCACCUAGAGAACUGGCUGCAGUACUUCCGCCCAUCGCAGAUGCACUUUGUGAGCGGGGAGCGGCUGAUCACCGAUCCAGCCGGGGAAAUGGAGAAAGUUCAGGACUUUCUAGGACUGAAACGAAUAAUCACAGACAAGCACUUCUACUUUAAUCGAACCAAAGGAUUCCCCUGUCUGAAGAAGCCAGAGAGCAGCAGCCAGCCGCGCUGCCUCGGCAAAUCCAAGGGCAGAACUCAUGUACAGAUCGACCAGGAGGUCAUAGAGCAGCUGCAGGAGUUUUACAGGCCAUUUAAUAUUAAGUUCUAUGAAACUGUUGGACAUGACUUCAAGUGGGAUUAAGAGUGCAUUAUAGGAAUCGCCUUUGGAGAUUUGAAAUGCAAAUUACGUUAUCAUCAGCAAAAUAUUUAAUUCAAAAAUCUAUUGACAUAUGUAUACAUUGACUAAUCAGUAUAAAAUAAUAUACCUUUUAGACAUUUAAAUAAAUAUAUAUAUAUAUAAAUGGUAUCAAACCAUACAGGGUCACUCUGAUAACAAGUGCCAUAUAUCUAAGAAAUUAUAUUCAAAGCCCAAUUUUCUUUACCACAUACCACAUACAUCAAAUUGAAUUAAUCAUCAGACAACCAUAAUCAAUUUGUUAAACAAGUCAUUAAUCGGCAACAGUCCCCAUGCUGUCCUGUCAUUUGGCUAUUUCAGCCAAAUUAAAGACAUUGCUUGAAUUUUUUUUUCACCCUGGAUUUUCUUAUUUAUUCAUUGUUUGUGCUCAAAAAUCAACCACUUGCUUUGCUGUUUAAAUGAGCUGUGGGAAGUUGCAGCAAAAUGUCAAAGUAAUAACAAAAUCAGCCUUUCAAUUAUUCUGCAGUGAAACGUAUUAAAAGUUCAUAGGUAACAGGGAAGAACUGCCUUCAUAAAAGUACUGUAACUGAGAAGAAAAAAGCUAUAUUAAGACAGAUGCUUUAAUAAGGGUUUAUUGUUGGUUGAACUGUAUUUUUGUUGUGAUCAUCAAAAUAAAAAAGGCAAAAGUGUUUCAUUCUACAAUU